CUUGGUUUUCUAGCUAGUUGGCGGAGCUUUUGUAAUUACGAUGAAAAGGAAAUGUUUACCAUUGACGUAGAAGAGAAUAGAUAAAAGUUGGAAGAUCUCAGUCAUUUAUAAUUUUGAUUGUCACCACAAGAUGGCCUCAAUCAAAAUAGCUUUCAGAAAACUUGCUGUGGUAACUGUCAGUUUGCCAUUGUAUUCUUUCAUGUUCUGUGUUAUUUGGUCUCUCUUGUAUGAUUUCAAGUCGUCAACAGCCACACACUGCCAUGUCCACAACUACUUGCCCUCAAUCAGUGCAGCAAUAGGUGGUUUCAAACCGCAGUUGUAUGUUUGGAGAGUUGGGAUUGGCCUACAUGCAGCUCCUAGAUUUCUGGUGGUUUUUAUGUACUUCACAUUUUACAGAGAAUCUCUCCUGAAGAGAGAGUUGUGGCAACGACUCGGCAUUUUCACAUGUUGUCUUCAUGCUGUGGAGAAUGUUAGUUUAAUUGGACUGACCUACAUCUCCUCUUCAGAUAACUACC
This is a messenger RNA of Limulus polyphemus (Atlantic horseshoe crab), 515 nucleotides long. Its product is annotated as post-GPI attachment to proteins factor 2-like. The annotation marks the transcript as partial. Gene Ontology annotation, biological process: GPI anchor biosynthetic process. The transcript is spliced from 3 exons. The record is from RefSeq and is a predicted model, not a curated record. Lineage: Eukaryota; Metazoa; Arthropoda; Merostomata; Xiphosura; Limulidae. Gene Ontology annotation, cellular component: Golgi membrane; endoplasmic reticulum membrane.